This is a messenger RNA of Dermacentor silvarum, 10960 nucleotides long. RefSeq names its product E3 ubiquitin-protein ligase SH3RF3 (gene POSH). The transcript is spliced from 16 exons. Bases 478 to 3198 code for a protein of 906 amino acids. NCBI's taxonomy places the organism in Eukaryota, Metazoa, Arthropoda, Arachnida, Ixodida, Ixodidae. Gene Ontology annotation, molecular function: protein binding. The record is from RefSeq and is a predicted model, not a curated record.
CAUCCGCUUAUGCAUUUGUCAUUCACUUGUCUUAAAACUGCGGUAUUACGGGAAUCUGAUACCGUUUGCUACGGCGAAUGGUAUUUUCGCGCCAUUUUUCUCUAGUUCUUGAUAAGUAAGAAAUAGCUAUCGUUGCCCUUGGCAUUUGUUUCGUUGUGGUAGUGUGCGUGUGGGUCUCGGUGGUCUCGGUUCGGCAAGUCCAAAAUGUGGGCAGAGGCCUCCGGAUGGUUGGGGUAGUUCCUGCCUGACUGGCGACCGCGUUAUUUUGUCAUGGAAACGUACAGUCUGCUGUGAGAUCGACUUGUGAGCACUGUGCGCUGUAUUCAUUAGUGAUGCGGACUCUACAUAUCGUCGAGUGUGUGUUGCUGCAUUGAUCGCGCUAUGUGAAGAAGAAAAAAAAAAAAAAAAAGGAUGGAGAUAGCUCUGCGGUCAAAGAGCACGAUCAUGUUUAAAGCCCAGGUGUGGUGAAGCGUCGGCAUGGAUGAGGCGUUCCUGACGGACCUGCUCGAGUGCUCUGUCUGUCUUGAGCAGCUAGACAGCACAAGCAAGGUACUUCCUUGCCAGCACACCUUCUGCAGGCGCUGCCUGGAUGAGAUCGUUCACUCGCACAAGGAACUUCGUUGUCCGGAAUGCCGGAUACUGGUGGAGUGCUCAGUGGAUGAGCUCCCGCUCAACAUCCUUCUGGUCCGUCUUCUGGAGGGCAUCAAGAACAACCCCCGACUUGGUGGCGGCAGCAGCAGUGGCGGUAGCCGGUCCCCUUCGGGCGCCCUCCUGGGCAGUUCCUCCCUCAUUGGCCAUGUGAGGCCCCUGCUGGCCAGCCAGCCCUUGUCAGCUGGUCCUCGGGGGGACACCACCUCAGGUCGUGGCGAUGGGGUGCGCACUCUUGUCAAGCAACUGGUGCCGCAAAUGCCCUGUGCCAAAGCCCUCUACUCCUAUGAUGCCAAGGACCCAGGGGACUUGGCAUUCCGCAAGGGGGACAUAAUAGUUCUGCGCAAGCGAGUGGACCAGAACUGGUUCCACGGGGAGCUAGGCGGCAAACAAGGCUUUGUGCCAGCCAGCUAUGUCCAAGUGGUGGUGCCCCUGCCAUCUCAUAUCCCUCAGUGCAAAGCCCUCUACGACUUCCGCAUGGGUGACAACGACGAGAAGGAUUGCCUGACAUUCCUCAAGGGUGAUGUGAUUACGGUGAUUCGGAGGGUGGACGAAAAUUGGGCUGAAGGAAAGCUGGGGGACCGAAUUGGUAUCUUCCCAAUAUCGUUUGUUGAGAUGAAUGCCGCUGGAAAGGCACUAAUGAAACUGUCUAACAAUGUUCAAGUGGGUCCUUCGAGAGUUGCCCCUCCAACGCCGAAUUCUGAAGCACCAAGCCAAACAGUCAUUCCAGCUGGUAGCACUCCAUCAGCUGGCGAAUCUCAGUCAAGCACAACAUCUCCCGCAUCUUCAUCCCCGAGCCCUGGCACACCGCCAUCCACAUCACCUCCACUGCCAGCAUGCCAGCCCAGAGAGAAGCGCCACUCACUCUCCGCCCUCAACCCGCCAGCUUCAAGCAAUGGAAGCAAUCCUCAGGCUCCCCAUCGGCAUUCGAUGGAGGUGCUGAACACAGGCACUGAGGUCACAUCACAGCCCAGCUCACCGCCCCAGGGGCAGGCAGCCUCCCCAAGCAGGAUUCCCACAGCAUUGUCGAAGCCGGCCCCUGUGACAUCUCAAGGGUCAUCAGGUGAGCCGUCGUCUGCACGGGUGGUGCGUCGACACAGUGGACGCAAGGAACGAGAUACGUCUUCUCUAAAUCCGCCAGGAAUACCUUUGCCACCGCCGGAACAGCCAGCCACCCUGCUGGCACCUUUGACUCAGCAGCAGCCAUUGCAGCCAGCACAACAUGCCACUAUUGCAUCCUUUUAUGUGGCCCUGUACAGCUACAAACCACAAAAAGAAGAUGAGCUGGAACUACGCAAGAAUGAGCUUUACUCAGUGACAGAGAAGUGCCAGGAUGGCUGGUUCAAAGGCACCUCACUGCGCACGGGCCUCUCGGGAGUUUUUCCCGGAAACUACGUUCAGCCAGCCAAGUCAUCGAGUGGUGGCUUUUCGUCGGCACUGCUUCCCCUACCACAACAGCAGCCACAACAGCAGCAGCAGCAGAUGGGAACACGAAUUCCUGCCCCCAGCUCACCUCGCCCGCGGUUGUGUGCACCGCAGCAGGUACCUAUGGUUCCUGGUGGACCACCUCCCUUUCUCGGUGGGCAGGGCUCCAGCCCCCUGCUUGCUGAGUGGGCCCUGGUGGCUCCCCCACAGAGGACUCCACUUACCACGACCCCAAGUCCCUUGGGACACAAACCACCGGUGAGCCAUGGCCCUGUGGCCCUGCAGGUGCAGCAGCUGGGCGUGGCUAAGGCAGUGGCUGUCACCACAGGGAGCCCUGCUUCUUCCCAGGCUUCCUCGGGGAGCACUGGCCCCACUGGCGGCCAUUGGUUGCUCGCGUGGCCUCCCUCCUCGGUUUCUUCUUACGGGUCAGGCAGCGGUGCCUCCCCGUGGGUGCCUGCUUGUGCCACGCCCACUCGCAACCCCGCUGUUGCCGUCACGACCUCUGUGGGCGCUGGCAGUGGCAGCACCCAGGCCAGCAGUACUGGUGGGGUGGCCACACCCAAUACGCCCGGCUGCUCCAGCUCAUCUGCCACCGCCGCCUCCUCCGGUGCCCUGGCUCCAUCUGCUUCAGCGAUGCGCCUGGAAAAGCAGAAGGAGCGCAAGGAGAAGGAGAAGAUAAGCCUGAUGAAGCGACUCACAGCCAAGCGCAGAUCGCGCUCACCUCCUCCACCCAAUUUUUCCUGUGACAACCCGAGUUUCGUGGACAGCUCAGCAGCAUCGGGCCAGCCCUCUCUGCAGCCACCCAGUGCUGUGCCUGUCGUGCACAUCAGAUCUGGCUCGUGUCCGAGUGAGGUUUUAGGCAACCAGCAGGCACUGCACAAGAAGACCAGCUCCCUGGAUGGAACCGACAGCCUCAAGGCGAGGCCCAAGCAGCCUGCUCCUCUUGUCAGGGAAAGGUUUCGCUGCAUCGUGCCUUACCCUCCGAACAGCGAGUAUGAGCUGGAGCUCAAGCAGGGAGACGUCGUGUACGUGCACAAGAAGCGGGAGGAUGGCUGGUUCAAAGGCACCCUGCAGAGGACGGGAAAGACUGGACUCUUCCCUGGCAGCUUUGUUGAGAGCUUCUGAGACACCCCACCUGCACCUCAUCUGUUCAUCUACCUGCAAUCUCACUUCCUAGGCACACACAUCAAGGACCUUGAUUCUGGUACAGGCGGCAGGGCAGUCGCUGACAAAUCUUCUGGUGUCUUCCGGUGGUUUUGCAGUACCGAGUUGGGAUAGUUGGCACAUCACUUUGUGGGAAGACAGCACAACCGCUGGUCAUAACACAGAGUCAGCAGCACAAGGGCUGACUGAUUAUAUUUUGUUUGGGAAGGAUGGAGAGCACUGUGUCAGAGAUCUGCACGACACUAAAUGUGCGACUGCAAUAGUUUCUGGGCCCAUCCAGUGAGUCUCUCAUAGCACCCAGUGCGGUUUUAAGGUUUUCAGACUGACAGCGGACUGACUCUUCACUGUCUGGAUCAGUGGUUCUCAAAUCGACCUGGAGCACUUUUUUUCCCUCUUCAGACUGGAAAAUUUGUAUUCCGCCAGUUAAUCUGGAAUAAGUUUCACUGGUCAAUCUGGAUAAUCUCUCUAUGCGGUGAAGCACCCUUGCUUGCUUUACUAUCAGGGCAAUUAGCUGGCAGUUCAAAGGUACAUCAUUUCCACCUGACGAGGGAUGAGUCCAUAUGGUUUUAGUGCUUUGUGUAAGCAUUGAGAUGCAACUCUGUGCUUUCUUUUUGCUUGAUGAGUGCAUCGCUUGCCAAUGCAGUGCUCAGUUAGUAUACCAUAUAAAAAAGAAAGUGAUUUGAUGUGAGUGCAUGUACCAUAUUUACUCGAAUCUGACGCGCACUUUCUUUCUUUAGAUAAAACAGGUCCAAAAAUUGCGUGCGCGUUAAAAUCGAGUACGAGCCUAAAUCUGCAUUACCAUAUAGCCGUCGGCAUUUAAAAAUGGCCCCCUCGCACGCGCUUUGAGCCUAGCUACACUGUAGCCUAGCUGCCAUAGCUUCCUCCAUGUGCUGCAGUACACGUGCUUAUGCAUUAGCCUACCGUCUGUCUUCCCGUUUUGUGCGUCUUCUCUAUCGGCAUGAAGUGCCGAGUUCAUAAUGAUGCCGCAUUUAAAAGGAAAGUGAUCAAGUGUGCUGAGACGGACGGAAAUCGGGCCGUAUCACGCGCGUUCGGAGAAUCCGAAACUUGCGUGCAGGACUGGCGCGAACGGAAGGAGAGGAUUUUUGCCAGCAAAUUAGCAACGCGGAAGGGUUGCAGUGCACUGAAGCAGGACGUAUUCUGCAACGAUCCACUUCGGUGAUACGAUCGCCUUGGCCCUGUCUUGAAAGCAAUCUGCGACGGGGAAAGUCCGCCGCGCGCUGUGUUUUCGCCGCUUGAAGGUCGCGUUGAAGCGAGAGGCAUGCUAGCACGAAGGUCAAUUCGCUCGCCGCGCUUUCGUCAUUCCAGCGUUUUGACACCGAGUUUCCGCGGUCAACGAGUGAGAUGUGUUCAUGUUUGCUUGUGCGCGCGUGACACCGUGCUUGUUCAUUUAUUUAGUAAGCGAAUGUUUGCAAGUUUAUACGGCCGAUAAAACUGCUAUUCUUACUUCGUAUAAGAAUCUACUAAUUUGCUAUUGCAAUCGAUGCUUAACCUUUCAGCCGAAACUGCGACUUUUCUUAUUCAUCGCAAUUUUAGUGCAUCGGGAGUAAAUCUCUGUUUUUCCAAAUGAAAGAAAGUUGGAUUUCUGUAUGAAAGCAUGAGGUGCGCGGUACUGUAAAGGACUUUUUUGGGGGGGGCGGGGGGUCACGGAAAGCGGAUGCGUGUUACAAUCGAGUGCGCAUUAGAUCCGAGUAAAUAUGGUAUUCUUUUUUUCUACUGCUGAGUGAUGUUCACGCCACCCCGGUCGUGUUUCAUGGUAUCUCAGAGAUUGCGGAGUGAUCAGUACAGAAGGGCCUAACAUACAGGGCCUAACAGAAGAUGCAUGGCACAAUCCAUAUUAUCCGUGGUUCAGCCAGUGCCCGCCAGGCAGCGACUGUGCUCGAUCUCGUGGCCAAUAACAAUGUCGCAUCUGACUUGAGAAUGCGUUCACUUUAUCCAAUAUUCGUUAUAAGCAUACAUUUAUUACACGCUCAUAUCGAUGUUAAAACAUAACUUUACAUUGUUAUAUCUAUGUUUGCUGUAUUGAGGUUGGACUGUAUUGCAAGUAAAGCAGAUGACAGAAGUAUUGGCACAGAAACCACCCUGGUGUUUUAAUAAUCGCAAACACAUAGACAAAAUGGCAAUUGGUGUUUCCGGAACAGGCUGCACAUGGUACCUUCCACGACAGACCAGUGCAGAGUAGUUUGUUUUCCUCUGGCACAUUCAGAUUUGUGAAAUCCAAAGGCUUGCUUUAGGAUUUAGUGGACUAUUCCAAAUUAACUAGUGGAAUUCAACGUGUGACUUGUGCAUACCCAUAAGCCUGUAAGAGUGCCCAGAGAAGCAAGUCUGGGAAGACCACUCCAUAGAUACACCUUUUGGUAGGCAUCUCAAGUCCUUCAAAUUGUCUGUGAAAGUACAGGAUUCUGUCUGUCCCAAAGUCUUGUGGAUGUAGGCUCUGAUAUCCCGGAGAGCUCCACCGACAGAGUAUAUUGCAAUCACCACCACAGUUCUAUAUGUCUUGCUCUAUGUAUCUUCUAAUGUCAUUAGGUUCAGGCAAACAGCACUGUCUCUUGGAGCCUCAUAAACAAUACCACGUGUGAUCAGCUGAGCCCGUGAGAAAUAGCUGCAAGUUAGAGAACAGUUGGUCUGGAGGUUCGGAGUGCUAUAGGUGCUAUGAGAGACCCAUCGUACGGCCAAGUGUUGCAGCUGCUUAUUGGGUGCCUUGGAAGUCCUUUGACGCAAAGUGAUAUGCAUUUUGGAGGCAAGUCAUCGAACAAAAAGCAUCUGUUUGAGGUUUUUAGAGUGGGUGUUUCUUUCCUUCCUUCCUCCAAAAUGCUUACUUUGUGUUCUUGGAAGUUAAAAUGUUUCUGAACGUAGUGUUGAUGUUGUUCAUUUUAUCGUUUGCCUCGUGGUUUUGCUGUCUUCCUAAUAUUCCGGUGUUUCUUCCAGUUGUUUGCUGCCCCCCUCCGACACCUCACCCGCCAUCUCUGUUUCUUUAGCAUGUUGAGGUCACAAAAUGUCAAAUAAUUUCCAAAAAGAAUGGUCUCUUGUUAUGUGAGUUGGUACGUGCUUGUGAAUGAACGGGGAAUCAGCGAACAGAUGCUUACACAGCGGAAAAAAGUGGACGGGAAGAAGUCCAGCACUCAUUCAGUUCACUUCUUUUGUGUGAGUUUCUGUUCGCUUUUUUCCUUUUCAUUCCAAUAACAGUGUUUUGUGUAGUCAUGCCUACAAAGCUCUCAUAUUUCUUGCUCACUCAUUUUUGCUUUACCAAAUGAGCAAUGUUGCAUGUUCCUAUAUUUCGUUGCGUUUUGGGUAUCAGCUUUAUGUGCCUGCAGUUCACAGACACACUUGCUGUGUGACAUUAUCAGUGCAGUGAUAGUAAAUCAACAGUUUCUUGUCUGAGUCAUUGCCAUGGCUACCAAGUGCAGUAUCUCACUCAGCGGUGCCAUGGUUGUUGUAAGCAUAAAAGUAAAUAUUAGUUCUACCAUCACUGAGGCACGAUAAGCACGCGACAGUCCCAAAUAUAAUCUUAUGAUGAAUAUAGAGCAACAUUUUGUCAACUCAAGCAGAGAGAGAGGAUGAAAAAUUAUGACUAGGUCACUGUACAGCAGGUAUAGUAGGCAAUGAAUUACGUCAUAAAGGAACAAGGCCAUCUGUGGGAAGUGCUAGUUGAAAAAAAUUGGAGAAAGAUUUAGUCAUUCUUAUGCUAUCUCCUGAAUCAAGGCUGUAUAUCUGGCAGUGCAUGCUUUAUUUUUAAGUUGCUCCUUUCCAACACACAAUCUCCAUAUGUUUGCUGCGUGCAUUUGCCACCUGGAGAUGAAAGGCGAUCAUUUACACAAGAAGCACACGUCCCAAAGCUGUGCAUAAGCAGGCGACAACCCAGUAAAUGCAGCUUUCAUUUGAGUUGUCUGGCUGUGGUAACCAUAUUGAAUGUGCUCAUUUGAGAACUUUCUAGUUUGAUUUUGAGUGUUUUGAAAUGUGUUUACGGUGAAACGUUCUUGCAAGCUCAAAUGACCCAAAAGUCAAGAUUACAAGACUCAGUAGCCGGUAUUGUGUUGUGCUUGAAUGACAUGGCUCAAACGAAUGUUACCAUAUGUAUUUAGUUAAAGAAACGCUUUGAUAUUCAACAUCUUAAGGAUUCUCCCAAGCAUAAAUCCUGUGUGACUAAUGAUGGCACUGGUUGUCACUCAUAUGAAGACAAAAUACAAGCCAUGCAUGUCAGUACUUGACAGUUGCAUGGAACAACUGCCUUGUACAACUUAAACACAAAACACACAGUGGCUUCUACAGGUAUCUGCCGAUUUGAAAAGUGUGUGUGCUGCAAUUAGGUUUGAAAAUGGCAUUGCAAGAAUGCUAGCUUUACAAUGGCUGAUAAACAGAAUGUAGAAGUCAACUAUCCUUUACAGCUCACUUUUAACCAACAACAGGAUCCGCAGCUGCACUCUUUUCCAUAAGUAAAAUGAGAAUGCCAUCACUGGCUGUGUAGAUGCUGUGGUGUGGGUACUGAAGCAAAGUCCUGCGGGCCAGCCGACUUCCAGAAUUUUUCAAUUCGUUCAUAGAAAAACCUUUUGUUGAGAGCUCGUACAUUGACUGCUUAUCAGUGACAUAAAUUUUCUUGACAUGUGUGACCCAUGCUGAAGCAGCCAGCACUACUAUCAAGUGAAUGUAGUGGUGCCCCCCGAUUACCCUCUCAACGCGUGAUGCCGUAUUGCAUUUAAUGCAUAAUUUAAGCACAGUUUGUGCUCUCUGUUGUAUUCUUCCAUGUGGAAUGCGAAGAUGAGAGCAAUAAGGAGCUUGAAAAACAGAGUGCGAGUCUUUUUUUUUUUCCUCGUAGAAGGACUUCAGGGUUAUGCUGAAAAGAAAAAAAAGAUGUUUCUGUAACAUAGAACCUUCCCUGUACAUAGUGGUCACAAUAUUGACGAAUCUUGGGGUGUUUUAACUGCACCUCCUUCGAAGAUGCACCUGACAUUGCCCUUUUACUUAGCACACAUACACACACAUAUGGAGACCAAAUGCUGGUGCUUGUAAAUGCGUACUGUGUAAAUAACCUUUCAGAAAUCUUGGUGUUUGAAUGACCCAGUAGAGCACCAGAGAAACGGUAGUUUUAUUUUGCUUUUACUUGCUGUAUUUAUUGUUUCCUUACUUCAAGCGUUGACUGCCACGCUUAUUUCCAGUGUUGGGUACUAUUACCGCUCAGUCCUGGACUGUCAUGUUUGUUUGCAUUUGUUUGCAGUGAUGUUUACCAUGGAGUCUUGAAUCUUGAGAUGCCUCGUACUCAUUUUAAGGUGCAUGUUUAGUUGUCACUAAUGUUCAGUGCCUUGUUCUGUUCAUCACUGUGUUAUAGAAAUUUUAUGAAAAUGCCUUGCUGUAUGUACCACAAUGUCUGUUAGGGGCAUAUUUUGGUGCCUCAUUUGUUCUUUUCUGGCAGAGACAUUCUUAGAAUUGCCUGGAGGGAAAAGUGGUGCUGUAGCGUGCACGAGAGUGACAAAUUCGAGGACUUCAGAAUGUCAUCUUUCUCGGAGAGUCGGGACAUUUUGUAGACAAGGAUGGUGACCAAUGUUGCAUCUGUCAUGAUAGUUCAGUUCCCUACUAAAGCAGUGUGUGAGGUGCUGGUUUUGUUGCAUGACUGUAGGCAAUUUAUUAUUAAAAAAACAGUGGUUCCCACCAUUGAGCAUGUCAUGCGUUAAGCAGAACGUCAAGAAAUGCAAGAAUUGUGCAGGGAAGACAAACAUCAGGGGUUGCGAGGAAGUUGAGCAUCUCCACAGCAGUGACAUGAAAUGCCGACACUACCAUCUUUCUGUUGACAAAUUGAAGGAACGACGAGAACGUCUUUACUGAAUGCAGUGCAGUGUCAAUCAUGUGUGUCUGUUACCUUCAUUUCUUAAUUAUAUGUGGGCAAGCAAUGAGUAGCAUUAUAUUUCUGAAAAACUAAGACUUGUUAAUUUUGUUGUUAAUCCUAAGGAAGCUUUUAUUUGCACUGGCAUGAUUAUGCUUCAAGACAAGCUGAACAUUCUAUAUCCUGGCAUUCCUGUCUCUUGUAUGGAUAGUAGCACCACAUUUCCCUCUAGGUAGUGUUAUAAAAUCCUCUAUAGUUUCUGGCAUUGGUAUCUUUGCUGGUGAAGGCACAAUAGUAGAAUGCUGGAGUCUGCAGUUAAGCUUCUUCUCCUUUUCAUAAUUUUUUGCAGCCACAUUUACACUGCCUCCUUUUUUGUUUUAGGAUGCUGAGUGCAUAUGAGAGAUUGUUUUGUUUGAGUGCAAAAGGGCACAAUUAUUGAAGUAUCCUAGAUACUGUCAGGCUGAGAGUCGGAUGCUGGUUCAUGUGCAUUUUUCUUUUAAAAGGCAUGCCACUUGGGUUAUUGGUAUAACAUCAAAACUUUUUGGACAAACCCAACAUAUACCAUUGCUAGUUGGACCAAAGCCUGCAUAUUCCUUUUUUUUUUUUUUUUCUCCUUUCGUUUCUAAAGGGGGUUGGUAGUGUAGAACAGUUAGAACAGCCGGCUCUGAAGUGUGCAAAUUGAAAUCAAAACUAGUGGACCAUGAGCGUGUAAUGAAACUUCAAUCCCAUAAAGAGCUGUGCCAGUGACAAAAGGUAGUUUCAUUAUUUUGGCAAGGUCUUGAUGGUACGCAUUUGUUAAGUAUUCGUUGAAUGUGGAUUUUACAUUUUAGCUUCAUACAGUUUGAAAGUAAAGGGGAAUGUUUUAAGAAAGUUUUGGAUAUGGAAACAGCAUUACAGGAGUCCAAGUGAUUGAUCCAAAGAAACAACACCUAAAAGAAUUAGCUUGUGUUCACAGGACACUUGCAGCUAAAUAUUGUGUCUGGUCACUCCACUUCUGUUGCACAUUAAAAGGCAUAUUUUACCAAGGUUAGUGACACACUUUUCAUAUUUGAUAGAUAAGGGAGAUAUGCUGUUUGUAAAAUCCAAUGUGCUUGUUGGAGAAUUUUUUUAUGCAUGUGUGCAUAGAUAUAACCAAGUGCAAUGCCUAUGUUGCAUCUUGCAGUGAACAAGUUUCCACAAGUCAUUCUGCUUGCUGUAUUUGUUAUCUUUCUUGCAGCACUUUUGUUGUUUGGCAAAUAAUUUAUUCUUUUUUUUUUUUUUUUGCCCCAUGCUUUGUUGGCUUCUUAUAAUAUGGACAUUUGUUUGAGCAUUACCCAUGUACUCCUGUCUUUACACCACUAAGCCAUGUGAGCGAGAUCUAGUUGUAAUAUAUUUAAUGCUGUUUACAAGGAAAACUAAUAUAAUAUUCUCAUUUUGCCUUGUUGGCAUUCAUACUUUGGCAAGCUAGUAAUGUACAGAUUGCGCAUUGCCAAACUUUAAAAAUGACGCGCAUACACACACACACACACACACACAAUGCGAGCGGCAGCUGAUGCACGAAGGUGCCAAAUGAAACAUCGCAUCAGCACAUUUCAUGUCACACUUUUGCAUUCCAUAAUUGUCGUCUCUCCUUUACCUUGUGGAUACAAGGGCUCAAAAGUUCUUCCCACUUUUUUUUUUUUUUCUUUACCCCUCCCCAGUGUCAAGCACUGUUAGCUGUAAAUCCCAUUCUUACACUCAGGCACACAAACUCCUUGAAAAAGCCGAGUGCAUGCCGUUUUACGAGUCACAGGUAUGGUUGUGAUCACACUGGCAACGCCAUGUCGUGCACCCAUCUCGGCAGGUGUUCACUGGACAGCUGCUGGAAUGUUUUACAUUCACAAUGUUAAAAUAAAAUUGUUGCCAUGUACA